AUGUCGGGAUACCGCUACACCCCUCUAGAGGAAGCAGAUGCCAUCAGGCUCUUGGUCCUCUACCCUUCAGCAGACCCGACUGCGCCAUUGGGUGGCUCACUUUUCAACACGACCAUCUCGGACUGCGACGCCGACUUCGAAAUCGAGUACCUUGCUCUUUCCUACGUCUGGGGAGACCCAACGCGAAGGGGUUUCAUUGAACUCGAUGGAGUUGGUGUGGAAAUCACAGCAUCCUUAGCAGAAGCUUUGCAACAUCUGCGCAAUUCUUGUCCCAAACGGACACAAACGGUUUGGGCUGACGCCCUAUGCAUCAAUCAGUCCGAUACUCCGGAGAAGAAUCGGCAGGUACCGCUGAUGGGCAACAUCUACGCCCAUGCGAAGAGCACGAUUAUCUACCUCGGCCCUUUGACAGCAAACUCGAAGAUGAUUUUCGAAGCUGCUCAAAACAAUGCACCGCGAGUCGCUACCGUGGAUGCCCAAGGAAUCGCGCACAUCGCUUCUCCGAGACAGCUAAGAGAAAAUCGAGCUGUGAACAUACAUGAAUCGGAAGGCCCGAACUGCACGGCACUCCAGCAGAUGCAAUCAACAUACCUGAAUGCAGAAAGUCAGACCCUGUUUGGGAUUCUUCAGUCCAGGGGCAGGUGCCGGGCGUCAGACCCGAGAGACAUGGUAUUCGCAUACAUGGGGAUGCACAACGAUCCAGAAGAGGUUUCCGCAUUUGUCACCGUCGACUACGACGUUACCCUGAGGGAACUUCUCAUCUCGACUGCCAGAUACAUCUCCGAGUGCCACGGAUACGCUCAACUCCUACGCUGCGUCAAGCGACAUGGGAGUUCUUCGAGCUGGCUUGAAUUGCCGUCUUGGGUUCCCGACUGGGGCAUUUCCGAAUGGCUGAGCCAUCCUACUCCUCUGUCAUGGCCCCUGGGACAGGCUAGUCCGUCAGACACUCUCGCGUUACUACAAAAGCCAGGACAGGCCGUCGAUGACAUAGUUUCCCCCGUAUUAGGGCCUAUGGAAAUUUGUUUUCUCAGCCCCAUCCUUCCUUACCCGUCCGAAAUGCCCGAGGAAGUUCUCGGUUUUCUAAGAAAGAUGUCACGCGAAUCUUUGAGGGUGGAAAAACACGUUUUUGACGUCAACUGGAAGAAUUUCGGGGCUAGCGACUACAAAGAAUCCAAGACUGCGCGGGCUGUUGAAAUGGUAGAGUUCUUUGAAAACCUCGUCUUGCCUUCAACAACCGAGGAGCCUCCGAUGAAGUUAUUCUCCGAAGACUUUUGGCGAGGUCAUUCCGUGAACAGCUCCCGGUCUGCUGAGAAUAUCCAGAAUCUAGAAAAUCGGCCUGCCACUUUUAGCAUGGACCACGCGAUUGCUUUCGCAGUACGCCAAAUCAUGUCGUUCUUUCAGGCCUACACGACCGGCUCCAAUACCGUGGUCGAGGGCUUUAGUUUUGACAUCGACACCACGCAACGAGUGAGAUUGGCGGCGACGGCUGGAAGGUUCGUGGUAGCCGUGCCGGCCGCGGCCGACACGGUUAUUGGGGACAUGGCGGUGCUGUUUCAAGACGGCCGUGUCAAGAAAGAUGGGUGUUUGGGUUAUACAGGUUGCGUACUCAGACCCAUGACGAAGGAAACGGGUGAUCCGUUUUUCAAGUACUGCAAAGUGAUCUCGACGGGAGGCGUUCCUGAUAUGGCGGAGGAGUAUCUUCCUUAUAUGGAAGAAAUGCCGGGCAUGUUUAGGCCUAUCCUUUACUAG
Messenger RNA from Colletotrichum karsti, 1749 nucleotides. RefSeq lists its product as uncharacterized. NCBI's taxonomy places the organism in Eukaryota, Fungi, Ascomycota, Sordariomycetes, Glomerellales, Glomerellaceae. The coding region runs from base 1 to 1749 and encodes 582 amino acids. The record is from RefSeq and is a predicted model, not a curated record. The transcript is spliced from 2 exons.